Messenger RNA from Ilex paraguariensis (yerba mate), 324 nucleotides. NCBI's taxonomy places the organism in Eukaryota, Viridiplantae, Streptophyta, Magnoliopsida, Aquifoliales, Aquifoliaceae. The record is from the annotation of a GenBank genome assembly.
AUGAAACGUGAAGUUAGGAUGGACAAGAACAUAAUCAAGGAAGAGCUUGACGAGAAAAGAGCAAGUGCAUCAGAUAUAGCAAAAACUCUAAAACCUGUUUAUUUGGAGAAGUUGGGAAGGCCAUCACCUUUGUUUCCACCUGGUACGGUAAUUGCCGCUGAGAACACUACAGUAACAAUUAGUGCUGCUACAAUAGUGCAUGAUGUAGAUGUGUCUUUCAUCCAUUUCUCUCCUUCCUUCAUCAAGUCUUCAUGUGUCUCUGUAAAUAACAUUUUGGUGUCUUCCCAUUGUUGUUUUUACGCUCUCUGUCAUGAGCUAGUGUAA